AUGGGUGCCUACAAAUACAUGCAAGAGUUGUGGCGAAAGAAACAGUCGGAGGUGAUGCGCUACUCUCUUCGAAUCCGGUGCUGGCAAUACAGACAGAUGUCAGCCAUCCACCGAGCACCAAGACCCACUAGACCCGAGAAGGCGCGACGACUUGGAUAUCGUGCUAAACAAGGCUACGUCGUCUACCGUGUUCGUGUCCGCCGUGGAGGCCGCAAGCGUCCAGUCACCAAGGGACAAACUUAUGGAAAGCCCAAAACGCAUGGGGUCAACGAACUGAAGAACCAACGAGGACACCAAGCUGUAGCUGAGUGCCGAGUCGGACGUUUGUGUGGUGGUCUCCGUGUGUUGAGCAGCUAUUGGAUCGGACAAGACUCGACUUACAAAUUCUUCGAAGUGGUUCUCAUCGAUCCCGCUCACAAAGCCAUCCGUCGCAAUCCCGAUACUCAAUGGAUCACCAAGCCAGUGCAUAAACACCGUGAAAUGCGAGGACUCACUUCGGCUGGACGCAAAUCACGAGGACUUGGGAAAGGACAUCGCUUCUCGGCUACUCGUGGUGGAUCACAGGCAAAGAAUUGGCUCCGCAAAAACACGAAAGUUCUCCGCAGAAAGCGU
Molecule: messenger RNA, 612 nt
Organism: Mesorhabditis belari
Lineage: Eukaryota; Metazoa; Nematoda; Chromadorea; Rhabditida; Rhabditidae
Source: the annotation of a GenBank genome assembly